UUUUAUUCGACCCCUUGUGACAUUCUUUGGGAGACUGCCUGCCGUUUCAUUAAGGAAUCAACUGCAGAAGAUCCUCGGGGGUUUUUUCUUCUUCUUCACCAGAAUCUUCGCCGGGACUCCUCCAACUUCUGCGUGAUUCACUGUCGCAACCGUUACCAGCAGAUAGUAUCAGUGGAUCAAGCAUAGUAUCUGAUCAUGGAAACUCCUGUUGAUGAUCCGAUUAAGGACGAACAUGAAAGCCCUAGGUGGAAGAAUUCAACAGUGGUUUUUGUGUUGGGUGGUCCUGGAAGUGGAAAAGGUACUCAGUGUGCUAAUGUUGUCCAGCACUUUAGGUAUACCCAUUUCAGUGCUGGUGAUCUUCUCAGAGCAGAGAUUAGGUCUGGUUCUGAAUUUGGAGCCAUGAUCCAAAGCACGAUUGCGGAAGGGAGAAUUGUGCCUUCUGAGAUCACAGUGAGACUUUUGUGUAAAGCUAUGAAGGAAAGUGGUAAUGAUAAGUUUCUCAUUGAUGGUUUCCCUCGCAAUGAAGAAAACCGGAUCGUAUUCGAAAAUGUUGCUAAAAUUGAGCCUGCUUUUGUUCUGUUCUUUGAUUGUCCUGAAGAAGAAUUAGAGAAACGAAUCAUGAACAGGAACCAGGGAAGAGAAGACGAUAACAUUGAGACGAUAAAGAAGCGAUUUAAAGUGUUUGUGGAAUCUACCCUCCCCAUUGUUAGCUACUAUGAAUCUAAAGGGAAACUUCGGAAGAUCAAUGGUGCAAAAUCGAGUGAAGAGGUUUUCGAGGAAGUCAAAGAUCAUCACAUACUAGGUAUCGCCGAACAACACAAAACAGAGACUUCCAUCCGAGUCCACUUGCCUUGUCGUAUACGUAAUUAGGUUUACGAAUUAUUGCUUCUGUAAAUGCAAGUACAUCUCUACUUUCCACAUGUUCCCAUUAUGAUGUAGCCACUUUUUCGUCGUAAUAAUCACAUUUUAGUUAGGAACUUGUUAGGCUAGACUUAGUAAUCAAGUUUCCUAAUCCGCAAAGUGACCUGGCUAUAAGUCAAUUGAUAAUAUGUACGAAGACUUGUAAUUAUGAUAUUGUUAAUAAAUUGGAUUAGUACGUAGUUACAUGCUUAGAGAGCAACAUAUUAACAAACUUGUCGUCGGCCAUUAUCAAAGAUUUUAAAUAUAUCGCCAUAUUCAAUGACGACCAUCCAUUUCACCAAGAUUAGUAUAGUACUUAAUACAUGCAUUAAGCCAUAUAACUUGCGUAUAUGUAUAAACCUCAAAGAGAGCUUUUGGUUCGUUCUUCAAUCGCUACUACGUAAACACUUUUUUUUUUUUUUGCUUUCAUCGGAAUGAUGUUUGCUCAAUCUGCUUUUAGAUUCUGCAAAUUCAUCACCGUUUCCAUAUUCGUCGUCUUCUCUCUCCGUCUCUUCUUAAGAUUCGCCACUUUCCUCGUCACCCGUCCAUGGCGUCGCCACCGCACAUUCACGUUCCGCCGCAGCUUGGGAAUAACGGCGGCGGAGGAUAAAUGGUCUCCGCCGUAUUGCGCCGUGUGUCUGCAAGAGGCAGAGGAAGGAGAUAAGAUGAGGCGUUUGACGAUAUGUCGUCACUGUUUCCACGCGGAUUGUAUCGAUCCAUGGCUUUGUGAAACGUCGACGUGUCCGUUGUGUAGAGCUGAGAUUCCGCUUUUACCGCCGGUGAAUCCUCUGCUCUUACUGUUUGUUUCCGCUGGUAUAAUCGAUUUGUUCACCAACAAAUAAUUCUGAUCAGAAUUUACCGUCUCGACGCGUGGCAUUCUUGAUUAACAUAAUUAAUUAUUUUUUUUUGUAAUUUUCUAGUGAAUAUUUAUUUUUGUUAGGAGACCUCAUCAGACGUGUCAGGGUUUCGUACAUGUUUUCCUUUGAUACUAUUGUGCCUAACUCCGAUACGACCAAAAGGAAAGUUAAAUAAAAUCCUAAUUUUCCAAAUGCUUUUUAAUCAUUUUCAAAAAUUACAGUUCUUUUAUAAUGUUUCGCUGUCUAUUACGUAAACUUGAAUCUUCUAAGACUCAAUGGCAUACUAAUAAUACGUACGAACAUACACCCAAUUUACAUUCAAUUAAUACUCUCCCGUAUAGUCAUUCCAUAUUUACUUUAAUUAUUUUGAUUUUCUUAACAGCACGUAAAAAUAUAUAAUUGUUCAAAAAAAUGUAACAAUAUACAAACAUUUACGUGUGUAAAGCAUAGAUUUACAAGAUAAAAUGUAGCUUCCCUAUCAUGCGUACCGUGUACGUAUUAUUAUCUUUUUCAAAAUGUCGUUUAACCCUAUCGAUCAUCAUCAUGUCAC
Molecule: messenger RNA, 2307 nt
Organism: Thlaspi arvense
Lineage: Eukaryota; Viridiplantae; Streptophyta; Magnoliopsida; Brassicales; Brassicaceae
Source: the annotation of a GenBank genome assembly